This is a messenger RNA of Polychytrium aggregatum, 2373 nucleotides long. Its product is annotated as beta-lactamase-like protein. The record is from RefSeq and is a predicted model, not a curated record. Bases 1 to 2295 code for a protein of 764 amino acids. The transcript is spliced from 11 exons. Gene Ontology annotation, biological process: mitochondrial tRNA 3'-end processing. Gene Ontology annotation, molecular function: 3'-tRNA processing endoribonuclease activity. NCBI's taxonomy places the organism in Eukaryota, Fungi, Chytridiomycota, Chytridiomycetes, Polychytriales. Gene Ontology annotation, cellular component: mitochondrion.
AUGGGCCCUGCGUGGCUUCUCACCCGAUUCUGUCGUCGAUUCCAGUCGUCCCACAGUCGUCGGUUCCUGUCGUCCUCCAGCCCCAGCCCCCAAGACCGUACACCCCGAGACGCAGGCCGAGAGACCUUCCAGGUCCUGAUCGCCAACCAGCCGUCCUUUGCCAACACAUCCGCAGUGCUGGUCCGAUUCAGAGAACGGAGCUACCUGUUCAACUGCCCCGAGACGCUCUCUCGUCUUGGCUUUGAGUAUGCCCUGGAGCCCCACUGGGCCAGCCACGUAUUCCUGACCCGCCUCGACAACGGCACCUUUGGCGGAUUCCCUGGCCUGCUCCUCACCAAGUACGACAUCGGUCCAACCCAUCUCCAUGGCGGAAAUGGUCUCGCCAGCAUGGUCUCCGAGUUGAACCAAACGCAUUUCAUUGACAGAACAGCACUCGCAUCCUUAUCGACAGUCGAGGUCAAUGACGGCUUCCAAUACCAGGAUCACUAUCUCUCAAUCGACACGGUCCAUGCUUGGCCAAAUCUCAAUCCAAGCCAUACCAUUUCAGCCGCACCAGCUGCACAAACCAUUGGCGAUCCAUCGGACGUCCAGAAACACGAUGGUCCUGAGCGGCGCCCUGGUGAAUCCAUAUCGUAUAUCUGCCGCGGACCAAGCCGACGGGGUAGAUUCGAUCCUGCGGCCGCCUCAAGGCUCGGAGUGAAGAAUCCCAGGGACUAUGGACGCCUGGCGAGAGGAGAGGCUGUUACCGCCGAAGACGGAUCGAUAGUGCACCCCCAUCAAGUACUCGUCGGUGAAACCCGACGCGGAUAUAUCUUUUGCAUCGUCGACUGCCCAUCACCAACCCACAUCGAUUCCAUCACUUGCUCGCCGAAAUGGCCCCUGGAAACCAGCACAGCCGGCACCGGGGUCGUUGAUCUCGUCAUCCACAUGCUUGGGGACAAAGUCAUCGAGGACAGCCGAUAUGUCGUCUGGAUGAACGCAUUUGGAUCGCACGUUCGGCACGUCAUACUGAGCUCGAAAAACAGUCCCCAUCCAGUGCCGUUUCGCUCAUAUGCCACUUUCCAGCGAAUCGCCCAUCAAGCUCAUCGCGGGCUGUUUCCUCUACCACAUCACACCACCGAGCCCGAGCAAAGUCUGGAAAGCGUCCCAGGAAUCCCCAAAACUGCCCAAGUCGGACACAUUGGAAUGUGUUUUGACUUUCAGAACUCGGAAAUUGUGAUUCGCAAUGAGUCAGACCCACGGAGUCUCAGAGGUGAAUGUGCCGCCACCCCGCCUGCCGAACCAGCCAGUCUUGCUGCCAACGCAUCAACGCACGGAAUCAUAGUUUCGCCUUUGGGCACUGGGUCCACAGCCCCGACAACGUUCCGGAAUGUGAGCUCGCUCUUGGUUACUCUCUCGGGUGGAAAGCGGAUAUUGCUUGACUGCGGCGAAGGCACCCUCGGGCAGCUGUUUCUCCUCCACGGAGGACAGGAUUUUGACCGGAUCUUGGUCUCGAUUCGGUGCCUGUUUGUAUCCCAUAUUCACGCCGACCACCACCUCGGUAUCUUUGGCUUUAUUCAAGCCCGCGCCAAGGCACUCCAGCAGUAUGAAGGGCCUCUGUCGUCACUCUUCAUCGUGGGACCUCCGCAUCUCCUUGGGUGGAUCACAUCCUUUGCCGAGCGACUAUGCAUUCCCCUGGAUCAAGUCGUCCUGCUCAGCUCAGUCGAGGUCGCGCAGAGUCCCGGGAUUGCGGCCCGGCCGCUUCAGAGCGAGCUGGAGGUACUCUCCUUCCAGCCGGUCGCAGUCAAUCACUGCCGACAUUCAUACGGCCUGGUGCUGAUCGAUCGCAAGAUGAACAAGAUUGUCUAUUCGGGCGACUGCCGGCCGACACCAGCCUUGAUUCAGGCGGGUGCAUAUGCCGACAUUCUGAUACACGAGGCAACCUUCGACUCUGAGAACUCGAACGAGGCCCGAGAACGGAGACACUCGACUGUGUCCGAGGCAAUCCAGGCUGGAUGCAGCAUGGGCGCCAAGCGUCUGCUUCUCACGCAUUUUUCGCGAAGAUUCGGGAGCCAUCCGACGAUACCAAGCGACCUCAAAGCGUGGAGGAGCCGAGCCGAAAUGCAGGUCGGCUUGGCAUUCGAUCUGAUGAGCAUUCGCACAGAUGACUUUGCGUAUCUGGAGAAGGCAACCCGAUCGAUUCCAGCCAUGGCUUGGGAAUUCCAAGAAACGACAUGUCCCGCUUCUCCUGCUGGGGCCCGGACAAUGGGUUCAAAUGCAACCUCCGUGGUCACCCGAAACCUCUCCCCGGCGUGAACGAAUUGCUGUGGCCCCUGGGCUUCCGCGGUGCUUUCGAAGAUGGAGACUGGACCAGCGAGCACUUGUUUGAAGCGG